CGCGUCUCUCUGGAUUGUUCUCGUCUUGUCCGAGCUGCUGCUGUUUCUCUGGCCUCCUCCUUAGAUUAGCAACUGCGACUGCCAAUUACCGGUGCUGCUUUCAAUCUUCUACUCCACCAUUCUCAGCUCGGGUUAAAAAAAACUUAGGACCUUGAAGCAUGGCCAAGCAUCAUCCUGAUUUAAUCAUGUGUCGGAAGGAGCCAGGAAUUGCCAUCGGACGACUUUGUGAGAAAUGUGAUGGGAAAUGUGUAAUAUGCGACUCUUAUGUGCGUCCUUGCACGCUAGUGCGGGUUUGUGACGAGUGCAAUUACGGGUCCUUCCAAGGUCGGUGCGUUAUAUGUGGGGGAGUGGGUAUAUCUGAUGCUUACUAUUGCAAAGAGUGCACCCAGCAGGAGAAAGACAGGGAUGGGUGUCCUAAAAUUGUUAACUUAGGGAGUGCGAAGACAGAUCUGUUCUAUGAACGUAAGAAAUAUGGAUUCAAGAAAAGAUGAUAAGUUAGUAGUGUACUAACUGUAACAAUGUCUGAGGGGGUUCUACUGAUGGAAGCAGUUAUGAUUUACUGCUAUGUGCUGAUCACCUCUUCCUUUGUGUUGGGACUUUAGUCUGUCUUAGUUCACUAAUUAGUUUUAUAGGCAUGAGAUUUUGAUUGCAAGGGUAUUUGUAUUCAGACUGAAUCUUAGUGAUAUGUGCAAAAUGUUGGUACUUUGGCUUUUCUGAGCAAUAAUUUUCAUGUCUUAUUGAUGAUUAAUAAUAACAUGGUUCUGGCUCGAAAUAAUUAUCUUAAA
Molecule: messenger RNA, 785 nt
Organism: Ricinus communis (castor bean)
Lineage: Eukaryota; Viridiplantae; Streptophyta; Magnoliopsida; Malpighiales; Euphorbiaceae
Product: PHD finger-like domain-containing protein 5A
Exons: 2
Coding region: 159-491 (110 amino acids)
Biological process (GO): mRNA splicing, via spliceosome
Cellular component (GO): U12-type spliceosomal complex; precatalytic spliceosome; U2 snRNP
Source: RefSeq, a predicted model, not a curated record